Molecule: messenger RNA, 1313 nt
Organism: Salvelinus fontinalis (brook trout)
Lineage: Eukaryota; Metazoa; Chordata; Actinopteri; Salmoniformes; Salmonidae
Gene: hsd11b1lb
Product: hydroxysteroid (11-beta) dehydrogenase 1-like b
Exons: 7
Coding region: 220-1074 (284 amino acids)
Cellular component (GO): intracellular membrane-bounded organelle
Molecular function (GO): oxidoreductase activity
Source: RefSeq, a predicted model, not a curated record
GGUGGAAGGCAAGAACCACUUUGUCCGUGGCUUGCAGCAUUGUGAUCAUAGCAUGCUUUACAGAACUUGAUGGAGUUUUAGAAUAACCUUACGGGACCGUUUUGUUUUUACAGUUCGAUGAAGUAGGAUAUUGGCACAGGCACGAAAUUGUUUUACCAAUUAAAGUCACGUGUCUUACCUGAGCAUCACCUGCGGCACUGAAUAGAAGUCAACAUUGUUAUGCAGGUCCCGAUGAAGACCGUGUUUUUAAUUUUUGCCGUUUGCCUGAUGGCAGUCCUCUGGAGGGACACAUUUGAUCCAGAAUCUGUUCGUAAUGCCAGGGUGCUGGUGACUGGGGCUAGCACAGGCAUCGGAGAACAGGUGGCAUACCACUAUGCCAAGAUGGGCGCCCAGAUCGUCAUCACGGCCAGGAGGGAGUACGCGUUACAGAAGGUGGCAGCGAACUGCACAAGCCUGGGGGCCCAGAAGGCUCUGUAUGUGACAGGGGACAUGUCCCAGUCCUCAGACCCAGAGAGAGUGGUGAGGAUGGCUGUCGAACAACUGGGAGGUCUUGACAUCCUGGUUCUAAAUCACAUUGGAUCCACCCCAUUCGCCAUGUGGAACGGAGAUGGGGAUCACGUCAGGGAACUGAUGCAGUUGAAUUUCCUCAGCUAUGUGAACAUGGCUUCAGCAGCUUUGCCAGUACUGGAGCAGAGUGCAGGGUCUAUGAUCGUAGUGUCAUCUCUGUUGGGUAAGAUAACCACUCCUUUUGUGGGGCCCUACGCGGCCACCAAGUUUGCAGUGAACGGUUUCUUUGGUUCCAUGCAGCAUGAGCUAGCCAUGCAGCGCAGCAAUGUGUCUCUGACCAUCACCACACUGGGCCUGAUAGACACAGACUCAGCCAUGGACAAAAUCAGAGGAUAUACCAACAUGACGGCCUACCCAGCCAGCGAUGCUGCCCUCCACAUCAUCAAGGCCGGGGCCACCCACCAGAAGGAGUCAUUUUACCCUGGAUACAUCUACUUCGUCUGCUUGUGCAGAGACUGGUUCCCCUUCUUCAGAGACAUCAUCAUCCAGAACUCCUACACAUAUUGAAGGAGCCACCAUACCCCUAUUUAAGGAGGCACCUAAGCCUACAGGAACGUGUGUGUCCUCAGGCCAAGAAUAGCAAAGCACUCUUUACUGGCUCAGCUGCCUUAUCAACCUUUGAGUAAACAAAUGAACAACAGAUUUUCAGCACGGUUAUAGAGAAGGGCAUUCAACAUGUACGGACGGCACUUACACAAAUUACUGAUGAUUGGAUGAGAUACAUUUAUAAUAAAAAGAUUAUGGAA